CUCCGACCCCAAUGCAUUCCAACUAGUCCCCAGUCAGUCUAUCAGCACCUCCAAUCCCACUCCAAGCUGCCAAGAUGCUCUGCAAGACUGUCUAGAUGCCGCAGCCACGUAUCGAACCUCGGGGAGUCGGUCUACCACGGCGGCAUGAAGGACCCUGCCCUGACCACCACGGUAUGCUCGGCUUCCUGCGGCCAGACGCUGGCCCGCUCCCAUGACCACGUCGUGGCCCAGUGCAAUGUAGAUGCCCUGAUCGCCGAGAAAUUUCCGGUCUUAUGGGUCAUUGACAGUAUCUGCGUGGGCUGGAAUGAGACGUGCAUGAAAAACGCCGACGGCGCGUAUUGUAAUGAUGUAAUCGAUUCAUGGGAUGUGGCAUCACCCGAUACCUGCGGCGAUUGCUGGAUCCUUACGCUUUCCCCAGCCAUCAAGGCGCUAUGGGCCUGGCUCUAA
Molecule: messenger RNA, 447 nt
Organism: Aspergillus aculeatinus CBS 121060
Lineage: Eukaryota; Fungi; Ascomycota; Eurotiomycetes; Eurotiales; Aspergillaceae
Exons: 3
Coding region: 145-447 (100 amino acids)
Source: RefSeq, a predicted model, not a curated record